Helianthus annuus (common sunflower) is the source of this 1372-nucleotide messenger RNA. Its product is annotated as CAAX prenyl protease 2. The record is from RefSeq and is a predicted model, not a curated record. The transcript has 9 exons. Lineage: Eukaryota; Viridiplantae; Streptophyta; Magnoliopsida; Asterales; Asteraceae. Bases 346 to 1104 code for a protein of 252 amino acids. Gene Ontology annotation, biological process: CAAX-box protein processing. Gene Ontology annotation, cellular component: endoplasmic reticulum membrane. Gene Ontology annotation, molecular function: metalloendopeptidase activity.
GAAAGAAACGACGCCGGUUUAGUCUUUUGGAAGUCAACAGUCAACACCAUUUCAAAACCCCCAAUCUGGAGGAGAACCACAUCGACCCACCAAUGGAGUCAUACUCCGGCGCCGGUGGUGUUCCGGCACCGCUAGCAAUCGUAGCAUGUAUCGGCAUGACUAUCUUGUACGUCGCAAUCCUCUACUCCCCCACAUUAAUCCUCCGUCUCCCGCCCCCUUCAUCUUUCAAAACCUUCAUGAUCCGACGGUUCAUUUGCGCCGGUAUCUCCACCGUCGUUUCACUUGUUGUCUGCGCCUUUAUUCUUCCUAUAAAGAGGUGGAACAUGUCCUACUUGCUUAGUGCUUAUGGUAUCCGUCUACACCACACGAUUAAAAAGGGUUAGUGAGUUGCUAAAAUUUUCUGCUGAAAAUGGAAUUUUAUGUAUGAAACAGUGGGAAGCCGUGGUUUUUCCUCUUUGCCUGACUUCGUUAACGUAUAUCGGCUCGUUUAUCCUCAAAAUUUUAUCAAUUUGGAGCUCGUGGGCCGAACAUGGGGACCGACAGAUAGAUAUAUCAUUUCAUGGCUUAAAGAGUGGUCUUCAAAACCUCAUUAACUGGAUGGUUUCAGCUGUUUACGAUAUUUCAGUUUGGAGAAUGUAUAUUGUGGCUCCUCUGACGGAAGAGUUAGUUUUCAGAGCUUGUAUGAUAUCUUUACUUCUAUGUGGAGGAUUUAAAGCAUAUACAGUAAUACUUCUCUCUCCUGUUCUUUUUAGCCUAGCUCACUUGAACCAUUUAUUGGAGUACUACAUGCAACAAAAUACCAGCUUGCUGAAAGCUUCCAUGGUUGUAGGUUUCCAGCUUGGGUACACAGUGAUAUUUGGGUCAUAUGCAUCAUUUCUCUUUGUUCGAACUGGACAUAUAGCAGCGCCGCUCGUGUCACAUAUGUUCUGCAACACCAUGGGGCUUCCUGCCUUCUUUUCACGAAGAACAUGGUUGGUGAGCGUGGGAUUUGUAGCAGGGGCUAUAAGCUUUGUAUAUCUUUUGUUUCCACUUACUUCUCCAGCUUUGUACAAUGAUAGAACCGACAAUUGCGAAUGCUGGCACACUUACUGCUAUUGGACUUAAGAGACUAUGAAUUUACUCAUCCCGGAUCACCAAAUGUGGCUACAGAGGAUAUAUCCUUCAACUGGAUUCAAGAUAGUUUUCAGUCAUUAGAGUUUUUUGUCCAGAAAGGAUCUUCUUGCUUGCCAUGCAGAUCAGUUAUUUGUUUAUCUGCGUGUAUCGACAUUUUAGUCUGAAUUCAACGAUUUCAAAAUGAACAACUUAUAUUGUACAAAGUACAAGUCAUCUUAGGCUACAUCAGUACAAUGUGUGGCGUUUAAACCGGCUGUCA